CAAAGCCACGAAAACAAUGGGGCAGAGGAUAUAUUCUCCAAUACAAUAUAUAUUUUCUUUUUUUCUUUUCCGUGGCCAAAUCGUGUAGGGAGAAGCCAAGCAUGUAGUCAACCUCAACUCCUUAUUAGGACCUUAAUCAAAUAAAGCUAGGCCCCCAAUAAAUUCAUAUACUAUAAUUUUGGUUUUUCCGGACAACUAGGCUGCAACUACAUCUAACGUCUAACGGAGAUCCGAACAGUGAAUUCCAAUUCCUGAAUCCAACCUCUUCUCUCGUCCCCAAAUUCCCACAAAUACAGUAGGAUUAAUCAAACAUUUGAUUGAAAACCUUUCUUCUUUUUCCCCUAAACACCACCUGUCUCCAAUUGCUGCGCUUUUUAGUUUUGACCCAUCAAACUUGCCGGCAUGUGGUCGUCUCUCGCCCAAAAGUCUACUCAUUUUAUAAUUCCCCAGUCACCCUAAUAACGUCCACUCUCUUAUCUCUAAUCUUUCCUGUCACGGUGCUUUAAAAGCUCCCCCUAUCUUUCAAUCUUCGUAAAUUCGUGUUUUCUCAUCUUUCCUUUUCCCAGAAAAAACCAUGUUUCUCUUUCCUGGAAGAAGAAAGUUUCCCUUUUAAAUCCUCCUCCUUAGGUUUAUUCUCUCUUCGUCUGAAAAACCAUGACGAUUCUUUAUAACCCAUUUUUUCUCUUGUUCAUAACUUUCUUUUUCCUAUUCCUUUUCCGGGUUGUUUUGAUCAAAACCGGGCUGAUUUAUAUUGUCAAGAAAAAGUGGCGUUUUAUCGAAGAUUGUUUCCAUGUCUACCAAUUCUUCAAAGUCCCAGAAUUCAAUGAAAGCAUGCAAAGAAACCUACUUUAUCAAAAAGUUUUGGCUUAUCUGAAUUCUCUCACUUCAAUUGAAGAUUCGGAUUUCACCAACCUCUUCACCGGCAAAAAACCAAAUGAAAUCGUUCUCCGUCUCGACCCUAACCAAAUAAUAGAAGAUGACUUUUUGGGUGCCAAGAUUUUUUGGAUUAACGAAGACAAAACUCUGGUCUUAAAGAUUCGAAAAGCCGAUAAACGAAGAGUUCUCCGGCCUUAUCUCCAACAUAUCCACACAGUUUUCGAUGAAUUAGAUGAGAAAAAGGACUUGAAGCUUUACAUGAAUGUCGCUGAUCAUCACGGUGAUCAAAAGGGACGGUGGAGAUCUGUUCCUUUCACGCAUCCUUCAACGUUUGAAACGAUAGCCAUGGAAUCCGACCUUAAAAGCAAAGUCAAAUCUGAUCUCGACUCUUUCCUCAAAGCCAAACAGUAUUAUCAUAGGCUGGGUCGUGUUUGGAAACGAAGCUAUCUGCUUUACGGUCCUUCAGGUACUGGGAAAUCAAGCUUUGUCGCAGCUAUGGCUAAUUUCUUGAGUUACGAUGUUUACGACAUUGAUUUGUCCAAAGUCUCGGAUGAUUCCGACCUUAAGUUUCUCAUGCUACAAAGCACAGCCAAAUCCGUGAUUGUCAUCGAGGAUCUUGACCGGUAUUUGUCAGAGAAAUCAACGGCCGUGAGUUUAUCAGGCAUUUUAAAUUUUAUGGAUGGGAUUUUAAGCUCCGGCUGCGGCGAAGAAAGAGUCAUGGUCUUCACAAUGAACGGCAAAGAUCAGGUUGACCCAGCGAUUCUUAGACCGGGAAGGAUUGAUGUUCAUAUACAUUUUCCUCUAUGUGAUUUUACAGCUUUUAAAACGCUGGCCAAUAGUUACCUAGGGCUCAAGGAUCAUAAGCUGUUCCCGCAAGUAGAGGAGAUUUUCCAAAAUGGGUCGAGUUUAAGCCCCGCUGAGAUUGGGGAGCUAAUGAUCGCCAACCGGAAUUCGCCAAGCCGGGCUUUGAAAUCGGUUAUUAAUGCUUUGCAAACGGACGGUGAUGGGAGGGGUGCCUGGAAAACCGGAAGGCGGUUGUGGGAGAAGGGGUCGAAGAAAUCGGUUGAGGAAAUUGGUGAACCCAGCGGGGUUUUUUGUAAAGAAGGUGCAAAUGCAGUGAAGGAGUUUAAGAAAUUGUACGGUUUGUUGAGGGUGAAAAGUUGUAGAAAAUCUCAGGCGUUUGAUCUUAACAGUGACCAAAGGGAAGGCUGAUGAUUAACUCCCAUCACAGUUUAUAGGAAGCUUAUCUUGUAGUUUUAGUGAUUUCAGCUAGAAUUUGUUCCCUUAAUAGCAGAAUUAGAAUUUGAUUCUGUUAAAAAUAUUAAGAGCACAUUUUCUUAGCCCAUUUUUGUUAUUUUUACAUCGUUAUGUGUUAACAUUUGUAGUAGCUUGCAAUUGCCUCUAUACAUGUACAUAAUAGCAUUAGAUUGAUGGGUGUUUUUCAAAUUUGUUUAUACAAAAUAUGAUUCAAUUCA
Messenger RNA from Durio zibethinus, 2351 nucleotides. Its product is annotated as AAA-ATPase At2g46620-like. The record is from RefSeq and is a predicted model, not a curated record. Gene Ontology annotation, molecular function: ATP hydrolysis activity; ATP binding. NCBI's taxonomy places the organism in Eukaryota, Viridiplantae, Streptophyta, Magnoliopsida, Malvales, Malvaceae.